UUUGUUUGUCCAAGUAGUUAUUUUGGUCACAAUUCCUAUCAAUUGCAUUAUGUCAAAAAAUGCUGAAAUUAUUCUUGAUUAUCAACAUUCAGCGAUCAAUUAUAAGAACAAGUCAAUGUCAAAAAUAAGGCUUACUUGUACAUGUAAGGCUGCUGUGCAAUACAAUUAAAUACAGUUGCUGUGCAAAAUACAAAUACGGUUGCUGUGCAAUACCGAUGAAUAGUUUUUAUUUCUUUUUGUUCUGCACAGAGAAAGAAUAAAAUGAAUAAAUCGACGAAAAUUCUCUUACCAUUUUACUUUGUGUUCCUCUGCAAUGGAAUUUGCUUCUUCGGAGCACAAGGGUGUCUUCUAACAGUGCUUGGAUCUUUGGACCCCCCAAUAGACGGUCUUUUACCCCAAAUGGCUUUGUAUGCCGCAGCCAUAAUUGGUCCUCUAAACGCUGUGUCUAUCAUGGAUGUUUUAGGGCUGAAAACUACCAUAGCUAUCUGGUCUGUCGGACAAGCAUCCCUCUGUGGGUCUUUGUUCUACCCUAUCGAGUCCCUAGUUUACAUCAGCUGCAUACUCGCUGGAUGGUCUUCAUCGCUUUCAUACGUAGUCGGAACUACAGUUAUAGCCAGAGUGAGUACUAAACAUGGGAGUAGUGAGGCGACGAACAGUGGACUGUGGAACCUCUCCUUAGUGUCCAGUCUGCUCUGCUGCAACCUCGCAGUCUUCAUUAUAUUCAAUGGGAAGUCACAGAUAACAUACCAGGACAGAUACUGCCUUAUGGUGCCCCUGACUUUAAUGGGCCUCCUUGCUUGUCUUUUUUCUCUGUGUAUUAACGAGGAAGAAUAUGGAUGCAGUGGUGCCGCAAGAAAACAACUAAGAAGUAAUGAUCAAGGAGACUCAAGAUCUGCUAGCUUCAUUGCGGUGGAAGAGGGUUCCAAUCUAGACAGCAGGGCAACUUCCGAAUCUGGAACAUUAUCUUGUAACAGCUUGGAAUUCCAGCUGCAUCCUUGCCUGAACGAGAACCAACCCGAAAAUAUUUUUAGAAAGAUCCAAACAUUUCUGAUUUCCCAGCUAGAUCUAGUGAAGUCUAUAAUCUUAACUUGUUGUGAGGGCAAAGCACUGUUACUCUAUAGCACUGGACCCGCAGUUGGAAUGACGAAUGGAUUCUGUUGCGGAGUGGCACAAUCGGCUGUCGGAAACUCACUCUACAUCCAAGACAGCAAAGAGGUGAUGGGAUUGAUGGGAAUCGGCAUAGGAUUUGGGCAGAUAUUCGGUUGCAUACUGUACGCCAUCUUUUCAUCUAAAUCGAAUUUCAAUGGCCAGUUUUCCUUUCUCUACGUGUUCACAUAUCUACUCGGCUUCUACAUCAUCUUUGCCAUCUUGCCUCCUGACUCAAUUAGUGCAGAAACUACAGAAAAGGGAUACUUCACACACUAUAGCAGCUACUUGGCUGUCUUAUCCGGGGUUCUGCAGGGCAUGGGCAACAGUGUGACCUACUGUCAGUUCACAUACAUCUUCUGCAUUGUGUUCCAGCACACUCCAGAUGACUCCAUCUAUUUCUCUGGAAUGUACAUCUCGAUCGGACUCGGCUCCGCCCUCUUCUUCUUCGUGUCAGAUCAGAUCACACUUCCCCUCCAGCUGCUCAUCCUAGUCUUCUUCACUCUUCAGAGUGCAGCUGUCUACUUAGGGGUGGAGAGCAGCCACAGAAGGGGAGAGAGAAACAAACAACUGCAGAUUAAUUCAGUCGGGGCUAGUGGUGUUGAGGUUGUUAGUUAG
Symsagittifera roscoffensis is the source of this 1764-nucleotide messenger RNA. RefSeq lists its product as uncharacterized. Lineage: Eukaryota; Metazoa; Xenacoelomorpha; Acoela; Convolutidae. The transcript is spliced from 10 exons. The record is from RefSeq and is a predicted model, not a curated record. Bases 262 to 1764 code for a protein of 500 amino acids.